AUGUUUAUUUCUUACGAUCUUCUGUACCAUAUCCUCGGGUACCUUUGUGAUGAAGACCUGCUGCCCAUUAUGGGUGUUAGCAAUAUGUGGAGGAGAACGGCAAUGGACCGUAUAGAGGUUCUGGAGUUAACAUCGAGUAACAUGAAUGCAGUGCUGCUACUGUUAGCAGAAUGUCGACAAGUGAAGAAACUGGACAUUACCUUUACUGGUGAUGCGAGGAAUCAGAGACUUAACAGUUUCAUCAGGUUACCCACAAACGCAACAGAACUGCGUUGUAGAGGAGCCAUACCUGAAUGGUGGUUAUCCUCCGUAACCAAACGUCUUCCCAAUCUGACAGUUGUGGAACUCAUUGACAACGACACGGCAGCAGGAGAGUUCCUGAUAGGAGCUCCCCUGACAACCAUAGAACUGACGAACUCUCCAGCGACCCCUCCUCCAGCAGCUCCAGCAACCCCUCCUCCCGCAGCUCCAGCGACCCCUCCUCCCGCAGCUCCAGCAACCCCUCCUCCCGCAGCGCCAGCAACCCCUCCUCCCGCAGCUCCAGCAACCCCUCCUCCCGCAGCUCCAGCAACCCUUCCUCCCGCAGCUCCAGCAACCCUUCCUCCCGCAGCUCCAGCGACCCCUCCUCCCGCAGCUCCAGCAACCCUUCCUCCCGCAGCUCCAGCAACCCCUCCUCCUGCAGCUCCAGCAACCGCUCCUCCAGCAGCUCGUCGGACACGAGUGAGGAACAUUACCAUUGACGGAGUUUUGGUGGAAUACAGAACAGUACUCAACUUGACCAUCAACGGGAAAUCUCUCUCGUGGAUGGUCAACGGUACACCUUAA
Bolinopsis microptera is the source of this 825-nucleotide messenger RNA. RefSeq names its product ESX-1 secretion-associated protein EspK-like. Gene Ontology annotation, molecular function: protein binding. The transcript has 2 exons. The record is from RefSeq and is a predicted model, not a curated record. NCBI's taxonomy places the organism in Eukaryota, Metazoa, Ctenophora, Tentaculata, Lobata, Bolinopsidae. Bases 1 to 825 code for a protein of 274 amino acids.